UAUAAAGCAGGCAGUUUGCUGGAGGGUGAGGAGCUGCUGCAGUGGGAUCGGCUGACGUCACGGCGCUAUCCCAGCAGUCCCGGUGCAGCGCAUGUAUUGCGGAGCCGAGUGGACAAUGUCACUGCUGCGGUGCCAGGCUGAAUGGGAAGAGUUGGAUAAAGAAUUCAAACAGCUGCAGGAAACACACAAAGUAUAUAGACAAAAGCUUGAUGAACUUUCGAGCCUUCAAAUUAUCUGCAGCAACUCGAUAAGUAAACAAAAAAGAAGAAUAAAAGAUCUUGCGUGCAAUCUCCGAAGGUAUAAACAUUCUGCUAAUGUAGAAGAAGCUGAAGUUAUACAGAAAUUUAAUAAUGAUAUCAAAGAGCGACGCAAUGUUUUCUUUGAAAUGGAAGCGUUCUUGCCCAAGAAGAAUGGGCUAUACUUGAACUUGGUGCUUGGAAAUGUGAACGUGACGCUUCUCAGCAAGCAAGCUAAGUUUGCCUACAAAGACGAAUAUGAAAAAUUCAAACUUUAUUUGACCAUCAUCUUGUUACUUGGUGCGAUAUCUUGUAUGUUUCUUCUGAAUAGGGUAAUUGAUGAAAUCUUUAAUUUUCUGCUGGUCUGGUAUUACUGCACAUUAACAAUAAGAGAGAGUGUGCUCAUCAGCAAUGGAUCAAGAAUCAAGGGCUGGUGGGUGUCUCAUCAUUAUGUGUCGACGUUUCUCUCCGGGGUAAUGUUAACAUGGCCUAAUGGGUUAAUGUAUCAGAUGUUUCGCAGCCAAUUUAUAGCAUUUUCCAUUUAUCAAAGUUGUGUACAGUUCCUGCAGUAUUAUUACCAAAGUGGCUGUCUUUAUAGAUUGAGGGCCUUGGGGGAAAGAGAUCACAUGGACCUUACAGUAGAAGGAUUUCAGUCAUGGAUGUGGAGAGGUUUAACUUUUCUUCUUCCGUUUCUUUUCUUUGGUCAUUUUUGGCAAUUAUAUAAUUCGGUAACACUUUUUGGACUUGCACAACAUGAGCGGUGCAAGGAAUGGCAAGUUUUUGUCCUGGCUCUCACAUUCCUGGUGCUCUUCCUUGGGAACUUUCUUACUACUCUUAAAGUUGUCCAUCAAAAAUUUCAGAAAAAUAAAGAUAAACUGAAAAAGCUAUGAAUAUAUGAAAGUUGCUAAAAUAACAUUGAGGAACAUGGCAACAAUAUUCCUAUUUUGUCUGUGCUCUUAUGUGAUGGUCUGAACACUUGCACAUUGAGGUUGGAUUUGCAACUGUUGCACAAAUGUUUAAGAAAUCUGAUGCUAGCUGCAUUCUGAGCUCAAAUUCUUUGAGGAAAUGACAAUGCUAAUUUACUUUGAAUAUCGAUGUACAGAUUUAAAAUUAUUGUCCUUUUAAAUAGUUUGUUGAAGAUUAAUUUCAGUGUUAUUAUUUCACACUACAUUGAGAAAUGUUACCAUUCUUGAUGUGAUUUAUUUUAUCAUGGACCUUUUCUGAAAAUGAUGUUGAUGAGGUGGGUAGGUGACAGAAAAGGAUGUGGACCUGUAGAGUAAAUGUUUCUCCAUGAUCAGUUAUUUGAUUAAAACAGUUAUCAUGUUUUGAUAAGAGAUAUCUGGUUUGUGAAAUUCUGCAAUGUAAAGAUGGGAAAUAAAUUUUGAUAAAAAUUUAGUCUGAACUCACCAACUAAAAAGAUUGUUCUCCAGUUAAAAGUUUAAUACUGCGCCAUUUAAAAUACAAAGCAUAAUAUUCCUAUAAAUUCUGAAUGUGUUGUCUGUUCAGCUCUUGUAGAUGUUAUAUUAAUAUCAAGUGAAUGUGUAUUACAAUAUUUAAUUAUUUAAUUUAAUUGAUAUUGUGUGCAUAAUAUAAAUUUUUAAAAUAAUCAUUCAUUCACCCUUCCUCUUUGUUUAUUGAAUUAUUUGCUUGAAUUUUGAUUUAAAGAUAAUUUUCCCAAUUCCAUGCACGAUCUCUGAUGACCCUCUCAGAUAAAACAACUUACCUUUAAAACCACUGCCACUCUUUUAAUUUAGGUAGUUGCAUUUGCAAAGCAUGACUCAGAAUAACUCUGAUAUUUCAGUCUCACUGCAUUCAGGGGAAGUGCAUGGGAUCCAUUUAAUGCUUAUGCUUGAUGGAACAUCUCCAGGAGAAAAUCCAUUAGGUUGGGAUUGUGCACGAACCUGUGUUGUGCUACUUCAGUGAAAAAGUUGACUUUGUGGAUGAAUUAAGAUUUUCUUCUAAUUGACAACAUUUUGUAAAUAAUGCUGGGCACAUUAAGAUGCCAGUGUGUUCUCAGACUGAGAUAUCUCUUUAUUUAAUCACAAACAACUACAAAUGUUAAUAAAUUGCCCAAUUUUUUUUUUAACUUUGUUAAUACAUUUGCUCUUCUCUUGUACUGGUCUAAGUAUUUUGUAUGUAAACUUCUGUGAUAUACUCUGUAUUUAUAUGUAAUGUUAAGAUCAUUAAAACCCAUUAGUAUAGCUCGCUUAAUGUUCUUGUAAAACAACAAAUGUAAUUCCCUUUUUGCAAAAAGGUGAAGUUUUAUAUUUCAAUCAAGAAUUUGAUUAACUUUGGAGCUUUGACAAGGUUUGUAACAGGUUGAUGAAAAUUUAAUAGACUGUCACGGUGGUUCAUCUAAACCUAAAGAAAACAAAUGUCAGACAACUUGAAUGUAUUUCUUUUGAGUUGAGUUCCAUUUGGUGAAAAGGAAUUUUAUGCUUUUUCCAGUAGCAUUAAAAAUUAUCUACUAUUCACAACAACAGAACCAAAUCUAAUGAGUACAGAAUAUCAGGUUCGAUAUAAAUUUGUUUAUUAUUUGUUUAAAAUUGAUGUGACACUGAUUUAUAUUUCAGGGCAUUUCCAAACUCUCAGCUUAGAAAUGAGCUUAAACACAGUAAAAUCAUGUAGAAACCAAAAAUUAGGGCAUAUCUGUUUGGUGGCCUACUGUGUGACAGCAAGCGUCCAUUAGUCUUUAAAAAUAAAGGCACAUUUACCUUAAUACAUUGAUAAACAGCAAGCAUUGCAGCUAUGCCAUUAUGGCCAAAUGCGAACUGUACUGAGACGGCAGAUAUCGCCAACAAGUGUGAUUUAGCAUUUAUUAAAAUCUCAUUAUUUCUGAUUGCACAUUUAAUUGAUAUCAAAAUCUGGAAUUUUUAAUGUCAGUCUAAUAAUUUAUAAGGUGCUUAAAAGAUUUUCUCAAUAACUCAUAGCUUAUGUGAAAAUCUACUUGUUCUGGAGCAAAGUAUCUGGGCAGAAACUAAAUACUGUUUACAAAAGUCAAUAUAAUUUAUAGAUGAAAAACCUUGUGGAAUAAAUAUUAUGAGCAGCA
Messenger RNA from Chiloscyllium plagiosum (whitespotted bambooshark), 3285 nucleotides. Its product is annotated as transmembrane protein 120B. Gene Ontology annotation, biological process: fat cell differentiation. Lineage: Eukaryota; Metazoa; Chordata; Chondrichthyes; Orectolobiformes; Hemiscylliidae. The record is from RefSeq and is a predicted model, not a curated record. Gene Ontology annotation, cellular component: membrane.